This is a messenger RNA of Cebus imitator (Panamanian white-faced capuchin), 3419 nucleotides long. RefSeq names its product protein kinase C theta (gene PRKCQ). The transcript has 18 exons. Bases 224 to 2356 code for a protein of 710 amino acids. Gene Ontology annotation, molecular function: ATP binding; diacylglycerol-dependent serine/threonine kinase activity. NCBI's taxonomy places the organism in Eukaryota, Metazoa, Chordata, Mammalia, Primates, Cebidae. Gene Ontology annotation, biological process: protein phosphorylation. The record is from RefSeq and is a predicted model, not a curated record.
AACUCAUUUUCUGAUCACUGUGUGCUGUUUCCUGGGCACCUACUUGAAUAACAGAAGACAUAAAACGUUGGAAAACUUUUGCCUCACUCUGCCACGACUAGGCCCCACUCCAUUAGGUUGAGUAGAAUUAACUCUUGAGUUCGUUCUCACUAACAAGGUUGAGUGCAGACUUCCAGAAAGCUGCUCCCCUCGGCAAGUCAGUGUGUGGUUUGGGGGUGCAACCAUGUCGCCAUUUCUUCGGAUUGGCUUGUCCAACUUUGACUGCGGGUCCUGCCAGUCUUGUCAGGGCGAGGCUGUUAACCCUUACUGUGCUGUGCUCGUCAAAGAGUAUGUCGAAUCAGAGAAUGGGCAGAUGUAUAUCCAGAAAAAGCCUACCAUGUACCCACCCUGGGAUAGCACUUUUGAUGCGCACAUCAACAAAGGAAGAGUCAUGCAGAUCAUUGUGAAAGGCAAAAACGUAGACCUCAUCUCCGAAACCACUGUGGAACUCUACUCACUGGCUGAGAGGUGCAGGAAGAACAACGGGAAGACAGAAAUAUGGUUAGAGCUGAAACCUCAAGGCCGAAUGCUAAUGAAUGCAAGAUACUUUCUGGAAAUGAGUGACACAAAGGACAUGAGUGAGUUUGAGACAGAAGGCUUCUUUGCUUUGCAUCAGCGCCGGGGUGCCAUCAAGCAGGCAAAGGUCCACCAUGUCAAGUGCCACGAGUUCACCGCCACCUUCUUCCCACAGCCCACGUUUUGCUCUGUCUGCCAUGAGUUUGUCUGGGGCCUGAACAAGCAGGGAUACCAGUGCCGACAAUGCAAUGCAGCAAUUCACAAGAAGUGUAUUGAUAAAGUUAUAGCAAAGUGCACAGGAUCAGCUAUCAAUAGCCGAGAAACCAUGUUCCACAAGGAGAGAUUCAAAAUUGACAUGCCACAUAGAUUUAAAGUCUACAAUUACAAGAGCCCGACCUUCUGUGAGCACUGUGGGACCCUGCUGUGGGGACUGGCGCGGCAAGGGCUCAAGUGUGAUGCAUGUGGCAUGAACGUACAUCACAGAUGCCAGACGAAGGUGGCCAACCUUUGUGGCAUAAACCAGAAGCUAAUGGCUGAAGCGCUGGCCAUGAUUGAGAGCACCCAACAGGCUCGCUGCUUAAGAGAUACUGAACAGAUCUUCAGAGAAGGUCCAGUUGAAAUUGGUCUCCCAUGCCCCAUCAAAAAUGAAGCAAGGCCGCCAUGUUUACCAACACCGGGAAAAAGAGGUAGCUGUCCUGAGCCCCAGGGAAUCUCCUGGGAGUCUCCGUUGGAUGAGGUGGAUAAAAUGUGCCAUCUUCCAGAACCUGAACUGAACAUAGAAAAACCGUCUCUGCAGAUGAAACUGAAAAUCGAGGAUUUUAUCUUGCACAAGAUGUUGGGGAAAGGAAGUUUUGGCAAGGUCUUCCUGGCAGAAUUCAAGAAAACCAAUCAAUUUUUUGCAAUAAAGGCCUUAAAGAAAGAUGUGGUCUUGAUGGACGAUGAUGUCGAGUGCACGAUGGUAGAGAGGAGAGUUCUUUCCUUGGCCUGGGAGCAUCCGUUUCUGACGCACAUGUUUUGUACGUUCCAGACUAAGGAAAACCUCUUUUUUGUGAUGGAGUACCUCAAUGGAGGGGACUUAAUGUACCACAUCCAAAGCUGCCACAAGUUCGAUCUUUCCAGAGCCACGUUUUAUGCUGCUGAAAUAAUUCUUGGUCUGCAGUUCCUUCAUUCCAAAGGAAUAGUCUACAGGGACCUGAAGCUCGAUAACAUCCUGUUAGACAAAGAUGGACACAUCAAGAUCGCGGAUUUUGGAAUGUGCAAGGAGAACAUGCUAGGAGAUGCCAAGACGAAUACCUUCUGCGGGACACCCGACUACAUCGCCCCGGAGAUCUUGCUGGGUCAGAAAUACAACCACUCUGUGGACUGGUGGUCCUUCGGGGUUCUCCUUUAUGAGAUGCUGAUCGGUCAGUCACCUUUCCACGGGCAGGAUGAGGAGGAGCUCUUCCACUCUAUCCGCAUGGACAAUCCCUUUUACCCACGGUGGCUGGAGAAGGAGGCAAAGGACCUGCUGGUGAAGCUCUUUGUGCGAGAACCAGAGAAGAGGCUAGGUGUGAGGGGAGACAUCCGCCAGCACCCUUUGUUUCGGGAGAUCAACUGGGAGGAACUUGAACGGAAGGAGAUUGACCCGCCGUUCCGGCCGAAAGUGAAAUCACCAUACGACUGCAGCAAUUUCGACAAAGAAUUCUUGAACGAGAAGCCCCGGCUGUCAUUCGCCGACAGAGCACUGAUCAACAGCAUGGACCAGAACAUGUUCAGGAACUUUUCCUUUGUUAACCCUGGGAUGGAGCGGCUGAUAUCCUGAAUCUUGCCCCUCCAGAGACAUGAAGGAAUUUGCCUUCUCCCUGGGAGCUGGUUCAAGCGACACUGCCUGGGUUCCUUUUUCAACUUGGAAAAGAAAAGAAACACUCGACAACAAAGGCUGAGGCCCGUUCUACCCCCACGUGACUUUUAUCUGUAGCAGAAACCAAGUCUAUUUCACUAAUGACGAUGGGUCUUGACUCCUGACGCGUCUCACAGACACUCCUGAAGUUAGGUCAUUACUAACCAUAGUUAUUUACUUGAAAGAUGGGACUCUGCCCUGAGAAAGGUUUCAAAGCUUGAUACUGCAAUAAAUGAUGGCUCUUCACUCACUGCUGAUCAGGGAAAUGCUCUUUGAAUCGGGGCAAAUGGAGUACAGACAUCUCAAGACCGAAAUGGCCCCAUUGCCCGGUCUAGUAGAGGAUCUCACUCAGCCGCAAACAAGCAACUACUAACCCGUUUUAUCCUGUUCCUAUCUGUGGAUGUAUAAAUGGCUGGGGGGACAGCCCUGCAUAGGCUUUUAUGGGAAUUCUUUACAAUAAACAAGCUUGUAACUUGAGAUCUACAAAUUCAUUCAUUCUGAUUCGCCAUGAAGUCCAUGGGCAAGAGGACAGGUGGAAAGUGAGAGGGAAGUUUUGCUAGAACACCUACGCUGGCUAUCUUGUCAAGACAGAAUUGAUAUUUAGAGCUCCACCAGUUAAUAUCGUUUCGCCCUUGCCAAUAAAACCUUUCCAUCCAUCCACUCUCAUCAGAUCCCAGGAUCAGUGCAGUCAUUCAUGCUAUCCUCACAUGAUACCCAGAAAAGAACUGAAGUGGGUAAUUCUCCUGAGAAAAGAACCUCAACCCCUGCUCCUGCCAUCACUGGUGAUUUCAUGACUCAUAAGCCCCUCUGGGAGCAUCAGUCAGGAUCAAUGACCCAUUGCAUGCUGUUUGCAGCAGUCAAUUGAGUUUAAUUAGAAUUCCAACCAUACACUUUAAAAGUAUUUGUGCCGUGUGUAUAUUUUGAUAAAAUGUUGUGACUUCAUGACAAAGAGGUGGAUGUGUAAAAAAUGGAAUUAAAAAAAAAA